Molecule: messenger RNA, 1090 nt
Organism: Didymodactylos carnosus
Lineage: Eukaryota; Metazoa; Rotifera; Eurotatoria; Philodinida; Philodinidae
Source: the annotation of a GenBank genome assembly
CUGGGAUAUUGAAGAAAUAUAGAUUUAAUCCCAAAAUGGAGCUUUGGUGAUGACUAAAAAGUUAAAUCCACCUAAUUCUUGUACAGUGCCAUACGAAGGCACGAUAUCUUGACUUUCUUCAUUUUUAAAUGAGCUCUUUCGAGAGUUUUAUUGGGGUAUUCGACACUCGCUUAUCCUCCCCCGUCCUUAUUGCACAAAGGUACAGUGGAAGCCAACACCCUGGGCGUCCACAGGGUAAUAACUAGAAUAGGAGGAGCUCUUUCGAACCGGAAUACUAAGAACAAAAAGAAAAUUUUAGCUCCGGCCAGUAUGGUCGAUAUUCGCACGGACUGUAUCUUAAGGUUUCGAACCAGCCGAUGUUGCUGUCAACAAAUAUGGACAACGAUUACAUUUCUCAAUGUUUAUUCAUCAAAUUUCUCGUAGUCACAAAGUGUGUUCAUUUAUUUAGGCUUGAUAGUACGCUGGAAACCAUACAUGUAUAAUAAAAUAAAGUCACUGAUUUGAAAGAACGAGCAUACCACGUAUUGUUUCAAAUAAAAAAACAUAAAAUAACAUUAAAUACAGCAUUUGAGAGAAAAGGUAAAAUUGUCAUGUUUUGGGCGUAGCUCGUUGUACAGAGAAGAAAAACCUUUAUAUAUAAUAUGGGAGUAGCCAACAUUAAAAUAGAUUUUUAUUACAUGACAUUUCUCUACUGAAAAUGAUCUUGUUAAUCAUACGGCAGCUGUAAAUAAUAAAAUUUACUAUAUAACUAAAACCUAGUAGGAGAAUUUUCUUGUUCAUUAUUUUUUACAUUUAAGAAAUGAAUACAAGAUUACUAAAUAGAAUUGCAACUGGAUCAUUAACUCUUAAUCGUUUCAAACAUAUUAGAAUGAUACAAGAAGAAGUAAUGAUACAACAUAAAAUGGUGGUACAACAACAAGAAGCAAAAGUCUCAGACGUCCAACAAAGACCCCAUGAGCAUUCAGUAACAGAUUAUUCUGAAGAAUGUAUUAAAAGUGAACAACUACCUGAUCAAGCAAUAGAAGAUUUACAGCAACAAACAAUUGAAUAUUUGAAGAAUCAUGGUUCUCAAACAGAUGUAAAUAAAUAA